UUAGCUCCAGCUGAUAUUCGAAGAGAAAAAGUAACUUUUCGUCAUUUAGAAAAAGAAGGUUGUCGAAUUGCUAAAGAAUUAAAUCAUUCUCUACCAUCAUCAAGUUGGUAUUUUCGAUUUAUGAAACGCCAUAGUUUAUCAUUACAACGACCUAAGAGACAAGAUAAAGUACCACUUGAUGAAGUUCAUCAUUUAGCUAAUUCUUUUUAUAUGUUCAAUCGUCGUGUUAGCUUAUGGUCGAUUAAACGUGGUGCUAUGGGUGCAUUUAUUGCUGAAGAUAUUUGCAAUAUGGAUGAAUCUCCACUAGCACUUUUUGGUGAUCAAGCUAAAAGGUCUAUUAAUGACAUUGGUGCAACUCCAGCUGAUAUUCGAAGAGAAAAAGUAACUUUUCGUCAUUUAGAAAAAGAAGGUUGUCGAAUUGCUAAAGAAUUAAAUCAUUCUCUACCAUCAUCAAGUUGGUAUUUUCGAUUUAUGAAACGCCAUAGUUUAUCAUUACAACGACCUAAGAGACAAGAUAAAGUACCACUUGAUGAAGUUCAUCAUUUAGCUAAUUCUUUUUAUAUGUUCAAUCGUCGUGUUAGCUUAUGGUCGAUUAAACGUGGUGCUAUGGGUGCAUUUAUUGCUGAAGAUAUUUGCAAUAUGGAUGAAUCUCCACUAGCACUUUUUGGUGAUCAAGCUAAAAGGUCUAUUAAUGACAUUGGUGCAAGUAAUGAAAUAAAUGGAUACAUUAGCAACAAGGUAAUCUAACAGACUGUACCAAAUUUUCAUUAUAUAUUUUAUCAUAAAUUAGAUAUUUAUCUUUUUUGAAGAAUUUUUUUAACCGUAUUUCUCAAUAGAUUGAGGAUAUAUAAAUGUAUUCUCGAAUGAAACAUUUUUAUGAAAUUAUAAACCAUAAAUAUAAUAUCAGCUUUUACUCGUUUUGAGUACAAGCUAUAUAGAAGGCUAAGCUUUUUUUCCACUUUUGC
This is a messenger RNA of Rotaria sordida, 965 nucleotides long. The record is from the annotation of a GenBank genome assembly. NCBI's taxonomy places the organism in Eukaryota, Metazoa, Rotifera, Eurotatoria, Philodinida, Philodinidae.